Sinocyclocheilus rhinocerous is the source of this 507-nucleotide messenger RNA. RefSeq names its product CD209 antigen-like protein E. The record is from RefSeq and is a predicted model, not a curated record. NCBI's taxonomy places the organism in Eukaryota, Metazoa, Chordata, Actinopteri, Cypriniformes, Cyprinidae. The transcript has 4 exons. The coding region runs from base 1 to 507 and encodes 168 amino acids.
AUGAGAAAGACUGAGGAACUUACAGCCAACUACACCAGAGUUAGAGAACAACUGUCCUUUUAUGAAGCAUUUACAGCUCAGUCUUUGAACUGUGACAUGAGCUGGACAACUUUUAAUGGAAAUGUGUACUUCUUCAGCUGUAAUGAACUGAGCUGGUCAAGCAGUCGUGCUUUCUGUGUUUCAAAAGGAGCUGAUCUGGUCACCAUAACCAGCCUAACAGAACAGAACUUUCUGGUUUCUAAAAUUAAAGCAUGGCACUGGAUUGGUCUCAAUGAUCUGAAAACUGAAGGACACUGGGUUUGGGUGAAUAACCAAACUCUCAAUGAAUCUGGAGUACAGUUUUGGCACAAGAGAGAAUCUGGGAAAAGUGAACCUGAUAACUGGAAAGAAGAGGAUCUUACUGGAAAAAACUGUGCAAUUAUGAAAAAUGAUUUCAACUAUUUAGAAAGUUGGUUUGAUGUUUCUUGCAAUUAUCGGAUGAAGUUUAUCUGUGAAAAGAAAUAUUAA